ACACAUGACUUACAUCUUGUCCAGGCGGUAUUAUAUCGAGCAUUCACAAGGUUACCACACGUGCAGGGUGCUCCUGAGACAGGUGCGUCAAGGUGUGGGGGAUGUCCAGAACAGACAUGUGGAUCACGGCGUUUCUUCUACUUCUACCCACCAUCACUGUGGCGGAAUCAGAGAAGAUCGAAGAGUUCAAGUUUCUGCAUGUGAUAACGGACAUACGGUACCGCUUCGCAAAGACAUUGGUCACAGGUGGAAUCUCCAACACAGCAGACAGCUCCACCGAAGUCGCUGUUGAUGUGAAGCUGCCAAACUCGGCAUUCAUCAGCGGCUUCUUCUUUAAAUCCAAUGGUCUGCAGUACAACAGCUCAAUCCUCGAAAAGGAAACAGCGGAAAAGCAGUAUAAAACAUCAACAGCACAGGGCAAAGCUGCCGGACACGUGAGCAAGAGUGUCCAUGAGACGAACAAGUUCAGGUUAAUCGUCAAUGUUCCUGGGAAAGCCUACCUAACCUUCAACCUGACGUAUGAGGAGGUGUUACAACGACGUGACGGUGUCUACACACACUCCAUCUACAUCGACCCUGGUCAGCCUGUUCCGGACAUGAAGAUCGACGUCGCUAUACAGGACACACGUGACAUCACAACACUCAAAGUCCCGCCAAUAUCUGGCAACAGCAUAACGGAUGUAGACAUCACGGAAAACAACAACAUGGCUGUCAUACAGAGACCCACCCCCAACUCAGCCUACAUUCGCUUCCACCCGACCCUGGAACAGCAGUUGACUCGGUGGGCAGAAGGAAUCUCUGGGGUCUUCUCGGUGAUGUAUGAUGUGGACAGGGGCUUUGAUGCUGGCGAUCUCCUGGUCUCGAAUGGCUAUUUCAUUCACUUUUUUGCUCCCGCCGUUCCUAACCCCAUCCCCAAAGACAUCCUGUUUAUCCUGGACACGAGCACAUCUAUGUACAACGGGAAGAUGGACCAACUCAAGGCCGCCAUGAAGGUCAUCCUCAGAGAUCUCAGAGCAGACGACAAGUUUAACAUCAUCUCAUUCAGCUCUCGAGUCCGAUACUGGCAGUCGGACAUGGCGGAAGCAAAAGAUGCCGAACUUGCUGUCAAGCAUAUUGAUUCACUCAAAUCUGCAGGCUGGACGAAUAUCAAGGAGUCUCUUGUAUCCGGCCUGGAAUAUCUGAGCGAAAGACAGAGGUCAUCUGAGGGAGCUCUCAUUAUAUUUCUUACUGAUGGAAGAGCAACUUUAGGAGAGCAUGCACCCAACACCAUCUUGCAGAAUGUGAGAUCAGCCAACAAGAAGGACAUCCCUUUGUACACGCUGGCGUUUGGCAAGGAUGCCGACUGGGAUCUCGUCAAGAAGCUGGCGCUCCAGAACUUUGGCAUUACGAGAAGGAUCUACACAGAUGGUGAUCCAGCCAGGCAGAUUCAGAGCUUCUACCACCAGGUGUCCUCAGUCAUGCUUCACGGUGUCACUUUCCGGUACAGUGACGCCAUUACCACCGGAACACAACGGAACUUUACAAAUUUCUUUGAAGGAUCAGAGCUUAUUGUAACUGGCGUCCUUGAAUCUCCAACAUACUCACUGACAACAAACAUAACAGGAACGUCUGUCAGUGGGCCUGUAAACCUGAAACUCUCUAGCCCAAACGUGGAUCUGAAGUCGCAGUUUGAGGCCCUAACACCCUUGUAUGACGACUCCAAUAUGGAGGGUAUGCUCCGGAGAAUGUAUGUAUACCUGUACAUCCGGGACCUCCUGGCACAGAGGGUUGGCGAGAUGGACAGGAACAGAAGAGAAGUCCUGAAACAGGAAGUUCUUAAAUUGUCUCUGGAGUAUCGGUUCGUGACAACUCUGACGUCGUUAGUUGUAAGUCAGGGUCAUCCAUACCCGCGAACAACUUUGCCUGAUCUCGUCUUGGAUGAAGAUCUGUACUCUUUCAAGGAAGUCGUGUUACCCACCCCUGAACCAAAGAGAUACUACAGCUACUACAGGCCCAAGUACAACCGCAGAGGUGGAGGUGGUUGGGAUCCUCACUUCAUGGUGUUCCUGGAAGGACUCACGUACCCCAUCUGUUUUGAGGUGCAAGGAGAAGAGAAGGAGAUCUACCAACUGAUGCAUGACCCACAGACAGAUUUGACAGUAAAUGCACGGAUAGGCAAAGGUAAGAUGCUCAAUCUACAGGGCGAGUAUGUAACGUACAUGGUGGAGGUUGCGGUUCUAUUCAAUGACCUUCACCUUCUGCUAACCUGUAGCAACAUCACCCUGGAGGAGGACAGCUAUUCCUGGGACAAUGACUUUAACAAAACCGUCCCUGGAGUUCGGCUCUUCACAAAGCAAGACACAGGGCGCAUCACCAAACUAUCUGUGGUUUUUGACAGUGGGUUGCAGAUCGACAUCGUGAGACAUUUACACCAGGCCUCAAACACUUUAGGGCGAGACUUCCUUAACAUCGAGCUUGGAAAUGAACAACUUCUGUCUGAAGAGUCAGACGGCAUCAUUGGGCAAUUCAUCCACAAGAAAAUCCGGCUUCACAAAAUCACCUUCUGGAAAGGACAUCUGGUGGGGCACCUGCGGAGUCGGUCUGUCCAUGGACGCCAUGAAGGGAAGGGAUACAUCAAACACAGACGGGACCCCGUGUGGAACGAAACUGUCUCCUGCUGGUGGCUGGGCGAGAAGGGCAAGGAACUGUUUAACGCCCCUCCGGAGUACUACGUCGUUGACGACAUGUAUCGGACAACGUUGUAUUGAAUAGAUGUUUGUCCACUGUAUUGUCAAUACGGACGUUAGUAACACUUAUAGACAUGUCAUUGCUUGUUUCUUUACUCCCCUCAUGAUUAAUCUAAACAUAUUAUACCUCUCAGCUAUUUGUCCAGUGUAUCGACAAUAUACAAGUUGUUGCAUGUUCCUUGCCAAGUAUCCUGAUUACUCAAACAAUUUACGCCUGUGCCCUAACCGCAUACAACAUAGUCGACGUGAUUAUCCCGGAUGACCCAAGCUGCUAGAGGAUUAAUGGUCAUAUAUCCCACCUGGUACCCAUUCACUACUGGGUGAACAGAGGCAAGCUCACUUGCUUAGGUUGAGACCACAUGUCACGUGUGCAUCGUUGUGGGGCAGGUCUGAAGUCCUUGCAAUCCCCAGGAGUAAACUGUCAAAUGCAGUCACACAUCCAAGGACCAUCUUCAACUGAUUUGUUACCUGGGCUUUAUCCAGAAGACCACUGACGAAAUCAAAAUACACGGUAUUGAAUAAACGUUGAAUUCGGAUACCAGGUCUUGGUCGCCAAAUGACGAUAACUCUCAGUAGGGGGACUACAGUUUUGAAAUGUACUCACAUGUAAUAUAUAUAUAAUGUAAUAUUAAUAUUUAUCCAUUUUGUACGAUUAUUAAUAAACCACUAAAGUGAG
Messenger RNA from Haliotis rubra (blacklip abalone), 3402 nucleotides. Its product is annotated as inter-alpha-trypsin inhibitor heavy chain H2-like. The record is from RefSeq and is a predicted model, not a curated record. The transcript has 13 exons. The coding region runs from base 102 to 2747 and encodes 881 amino acids. Gene Ontology annotation, biological process: hyaluronan metabolic process. Lineage: Eukaryota; Metazoa; Mollusca; Gastropoda; Lepetellida; Haliotidae. Gene Ontology annotation, molecular function: serine-type endopeptidase inhibitor activity.